Messenger RNA from Macadamia integrifolia, 3774 nucleotides. Its product is annotated as disease resistance protein RGA2-like. Gene Ontology annotation, molecular function: ADP binding. The transcript has a single exon. The record is from RefSeq and is a predicted model, not a curated record. Gene Ontology annotation, biological process: defense response to fungus. Bases 1 to 3774 code for a protein of 1257 amino acids. Lineage: Eukaryota; Viridiplantae; Streptophyta; Magnoliopsida; Proteales; Proteaceae.
AUGGCUAUGAUCAGAAACAAUGCGGCUGCUAAAGAGUUGAUGAUCUCAUACACUGUUCAGGAGGAUUAUGAAAAGCUUCUGAGUAUUGUAAGAGAGACCAAAGUGAUAUUUAUGGAUGUAGAACGGCGGAGUUUGCGGAGAUGGAAUCCUAGAGUGCAUGUUUGUUUGAAAAAGAUUAACGAAUUAUAUUACGAAGCAGUUGACGUGUUAGACAAGUUGUCAUAUGAAUCCACCACGAGAAUUAUUCAAAUGAAGGAGGAGAAGGCGGAGAUGGAAAAGUACUACUAUUACUAUUGCAUGAUCAACAGAAAGGUAUGCAAUAUUACUAAUUCAUUGUCACUACUUUUAUUCCGUGGCGGCAGAAUGUCUCGUAAAAUCAAGAAUUUCCAACAUGUGCUAGAUGAGAUGAAACGGAAAUUGAAAAUGGAAUUCCCCGAUAUUGAUUAUUCCCAUGAGGUUCAAAUAAAUGAAAUAGGCGGAGGCCAAAGCCCAGUACUUAUAAAUACCGGUGAUAUUGAUUAUGCUUUCCAACAAUUAUAUAAUGGAAGGGAUGAAGUAGUAGUAGUUGGAAGCAAGGCGGAGGAGGACAAAAGAAAGAUAGUUAAUAUUAUUAUUAAUAAUCAACAACAAAUUCUCAUCUCUGUCCUCCCUAUACUAGGAUUGGAGAAUAUUGGCAAAAAAACACUAGCAAAGCUAGUCUUCGAUGAUGAGCCAAUUAAGUCGCAUUUUGAUCUCAGAUUUUGGGUUGAUAAUGUGCCGUUCUUGGACGUGAGAAAGAUUGUAACAGAAAUAGUUGAACAGUCUCUUAGAAGAAGUAUGGGUGUUGGUGAUUUACAGCACAUGUUAGAAGAGAUUUUGAGUGGGAAAAGGUUUUUACUUGUAUUGACUGACGUGUGGUUAUUGGGGGUAACAAAAAAAGAAGCUAAAGAAACAUGGGAUAAUUUAAAAACUUUGUUAAGAGUUGGCUCCAAAGGAAGCACAAUUAUUGUAACAACAGAUUAUCUACCAACUGCAAGAAUAAUGGGGACAAUUCCACCAUAUGAAGUAAGCAGACUAUCAAUAGAAGAAAGUUGGGCAUUGUUCAGGAGAAAUGUAUUUGGGAGAGGAAGUGCAGUACUAGAGACUCCAGAUCUAGUCAGAAUAGGAUUGGAAAUUGUUAAAGAAUGCCAAGGUUUUCCGUUCGCUUUAACAAUUCUAGGUGCCAUGAUGCGCUUCAAGAAAAAUAUACAAGACUGGACAACUAUCCUAAAUACUAUGAAAGCACUACCUAGCAAUGGCGAUUCAGUUAUUGAGUCUGCACCGAAGAUUUGUUAUAAUGACAUGGAGUCACCAUUGAAGCAAUGCUUUUCAUAUUGCUCAGUAUUUCCUAAGGAUUUUAUUAUUGAAAAGAAGAAAUUGAUUCAAUUAUGGAUGGCUCAAGGUUUCCUAGAACAAGAAGCAUCAUCAUCAUCAUUGUCCAUUAAUAAUAAUUGUGGUGGAGAUCAUGAUGAUGUAAUAUUAAUGGAGGAGGAGGAUAUAGGUAAUGCAUAUUUCAAAUCAUUGGUGCUUAGGUCCUUCCUUCGAGUUGUCAAAUUUGAUGAUAAUGGUGAACCAUUAGAAUGCACGAUGGAUGCCCCUUUACAUAAUUUUGCAUGGGUUACUCCAUCAAUUUCUAGUCGGUCCCUUCUUGAUGUUCCUGAUGAUAUUUUUUAUCAUGGCCCCUUUUCUAAGAGCCUACGUGUACUAGAACUCAAACACGUCAACAAAGAUGAGUUGCCAUCCUCAAUUGGAGAGUUAAUACACUUGAGGUAUCUUGAUCUUUCCCAUGGUCGGUUUAAAGCAUUACCUACUUCCAUUUCGAAACUCUACCAUUUGCAAACUCUAAAGCUAUUACAUUGUAGAUUUCUUCAAAGAUUUCCAAAAGGUUUAGGGCGACUACGUAACCUUAAAAUCUUGACAUCAUUUAAGGUGGGCAACAUGAAUGUAACCACCGGUGAUGAAGCUGGUAUUGAUGAACUAGGAUGUCUACUACAACUUGGAGGAAGUUUGAGUUUAAUUGGUCUCGACAAUGUGAAAAGUAGAGAAAAUGCUAAAGCAGCAAAUUUGAAGGAGAAAAGAAAACUCCAAGAGUUGACAUUAGAAUGGGAAGCAGAUUGGCAUGUUUGUACCAACGAGGAAAGCAGGAAACAAGACCAUAUAUUGGAGGAGCUCCAACCUCAUCAAAAUCUGUUUCUUCUGAGGAUAGUACGUUUCAGUGGCACCGAACUCCCUACUUGGUUGAAUAAUGGGAGUUCACAUCUCUCAAAUUUACAGGAACUCUCUAUUUACUCAUGUCACCAUGUGAAGUCUUUGGAUAUGACAGGCUUGAGAUCUCUUCGGAAAUUGAUGAUUUCAUAUUGUGAAAAUCUGGAGUAUGCAGGAGUUGAGGGUCUCAUGCACUUGGAGCUUUUGGAAUUCAAGGGAUGUGAUAAGCUGAAAUCUCUUGGAGUGAAGAAGGGCGCAAAUCAGGAAGAGCAUGAAGUGGGUUCCUUACGAGAUGAACACAUGCACAACAUACCCAAUCUUCGUAGUGCGAAGAUGCGGAUCGAAAGUUGUGAUCGUCUUACAACUUUACCAGAGAAGCUCUUGCAAUCACUGACGACACUGCAUAUAGAAAAUUGUGCAAAUCGAAUGGUUUUGACAACAGGCUUAGAAAACCUUUCGUUGCUUCAUCACUUGCAGAUAGAAAUUUGUCCAAAUCUAAAGAAAUUGCCAGAGGGCAUAGGACAUCUCUCAUCUCUUCAACACUUUACAAUUAGGGAAUGCCCUAAGCUUGAGUCUUUAUCAGAAGAGAUACAACACUGGAAAUCGCUGCAAAAACUGAGCAUAGUUGGUUGUGCAUAUCUAUGGGCUCUACCUAGGGGAAUUGCAAAACUUACAUCACUUAAAGAAUUGGAGAUCAAUGGAUGUGAUUCAUUGAUCUCUUUUCCUGACGAGAUGAAAGAAUUGACGUCGUUACAAAUGCUGAAGAUUGAACAAUGUUCAAAUUUGAGAGCUCUACCGGACGGCCUCGCCAACCUCUCGUUACUAGAGGUAUUGGAAAUUUCGAGUUGCAAUAGGUUGAAGUCUUUGCCUGGAGGGAUGCAACACUUAGCAUCACUAGAUACAUUGAAGAUAAAAGGUUGUGAUAAUCUGGAAAAUUUGCCAAAGGAAUUGGGGAAACCCUCAACCCUUCGUGUGUUGGCUAUAAUUGGUUGUCCUAAUCUAGAAGUUCUACCAGAGGGAUUGAGAAACCUCCAAAACCUCUGUUUGUUGGAAAUAACUGAUUGUUCUAAUCUAACCACUCUACCAGAUGGCUUGGGAGACCUCUCAUCACUUCGAUCUCUGUACAUCCAAAGAUGCCUUAAAUUGACGGCAUUCCCGGAAAAUUUGCAGCAAAUGACAUCCUUACAAGUACUUUGGUUGAUCGAGUGUCCGAAACUAAAAGAUUUGUCCACAAGGUUGGGAUUUCUCUCAGCACUUGAGAAGUUGACCAUCUGGGGAUGUCAUAACCUCAUCAAGCUUUUUCCUGGGGAGGACUUCUUGGGGAUUCAAGCCCUGAACUCAUUAAAAGAGCUGAUCAUUUCGAAUUGUUCAAAACUACAAACCCUUCCUUACGGAUUGGAGAAUCUCCCGUCACUUAGAGUGCUGGUUAUUUGGAAGUGCCCCGAAUUGGAGUCUUUCGAGAACGUGGUAACAGAACUGAAAGAAAGAAACUUAAGAAAACUAAACAUAAGAGACUGUCCUUACCUGGAGACCAUAAAUGAUGCGUCUUAA